AGUUAGGCAACCGCUAAUCCUUACAACAACCUAACAAAUCAUAUAUGAAGUAGCUGACUACCUACAUAGUACCUACUUAAAGCCCAUUUACAUUUGAAAUUCCCGCGAUUACACUUGAUGAUAUCUUGAUCAUCUUAUUUUAUUUUAUACCAUUUUAUUAGGAAUAGAUAGAUUCGAAGCUAAUUAUGGGUAUACUGUUGUUGGUUAUCUCAAGUAUCUUACUAUUCUUGAGCGUAGCCUCUUUCAUCCCUCAAUAUAGUCGAAUCUUAUCCCGCGGCGACUGCUCUAGAAUUUCGCCUUACUAUGUGCUUUUCAACUUCAUCGUGGCUACGGAGCAGCUUACCAUUAGCUUGCAUUUUAUCAUAGUUAAUGAUGCCAUCAUGGACAAUAUCGUGCACACUCCUCCGGUGGCUGGUGAUUGGCUCAACUUAGCUCAGUUUAGCACUGUCUGGGUCUGUCAAUUGAUACUGUUUGGACUUUACCUCCGCUACUCAUCGUUGACGCGCACCAACAAAUACUGGAUGAUAGUUGUCUAUAUCGCCUACUUCCUUAUCUCGGGAGUACCAGUCAUAAUCGAGUCUACCCUAAUACCUCCCUCAUCUGGAUCCUCUUUUAAUGAGAGUUGGUGGUACUCUGUCGUGUUUUUCUACAUCCAUAGCGUCUUUAUAAACCCCGUAAUUACUGCUCUCGCCAUCGCCUCCCUAUUUCCUCAACGGAAGGAGUUGCUGUUAUACCAGGAGAUUGGCGCAUUGAGCCCCACCGGACUUGUCGCUCAAACCACCAUAUUUACGAUAGUGGCUUUCCUUUGGAUCGUGCGCAUCCCUUUGCCUUGGGGUGUUCGCUUUACCGCAUGGUAUCAGGUUGUUGGCUGGGCUGCCGUUGAUAACUUGAUCUUUGCUCUCGUACAGGGAAUCUUAUGUUGGGAAUCGAGAAAGUUGAAAUCGGUGGGACAUACAACCGAUGAUGAAUCCGCUCCUUUGCUUCCAUCGGAAUAAGGGUAACCACAACCUCCGCUUCGGCCUCACCAACAUUCUCCACUGCUAAUUUAUCGCCGCUGUUAACAUUAUCCACAAAUACGCCGUCACCCUCAUUCAAUACCUCAUCUCGGCCAUCUAUCCGAAUCUUGGCUUGUCCCUGCUUCGUCAUCGGAAGAUGAACGUACACCUUUCUUUUACUAUUUUCUGUCACCUUAGCCCCAACAGCCCAAUCGAAUUUUCCUUG
Molecule: messenger RNA, 1221 nt
Organism: Hypoxylon trugodes
Lineage: Eukaryota; Fungi; Ascomycota; Sordariomycetes; Xylariales; Hypoxylaceae
Exons: 4
Coding region: 186-995 (269 amino acids)
Source: RefSeq, a predicted model, not a curated record